UUGGGCAUGGCGUCUCAGGAUGCUCAGAACUUCUUCCAGCCUCUCUCUUCCUGGAUAUCUCGGGUUUAUGAAGCUCUCCAGCAAGCAGGAGAUAUGCUAUCUGCUUCGCUGGUUAACGUAAGCAAACAAGACUCUAAAUUGAGUGACAAGCUAGACCAGGACUUAGAUGAUAUUCAUAUUCAGGAAGCUUACUUUGAAGAUGAAGAACAAGGCAAUGAUUGGCGUCAAGAGGAUGCAAAUCCCUUGUUUCUUGAAGUGGAUCAUUUCGCCUGUUGUAAUAGUGAUUUGCAGGACUCUGCCCAAAGUUCAAGCCCCAGACUUAGGCAACAUGCAAAGGACUCAUGUUCCAUAAUGUCCCAGUGGCCCAAUCAGACCCUUGAUGACCAAAAGCCACCACAUGUGCUUUCUUCUAUUGCUGAGGAAGAACAUCACCUUGAAAAGCCAAGGAGUGACCUUCAACACAACUUUGACAACCAGCUCUCUGGUAUUUUAGAAAAUGUUAAUGGAAAAAAGCAAGUUAACAGCUUUGGCGAUGAUGAAGAGCCAUGCACAUCUUCUGACAGUGAUGAAGAGGUGAUCAAACAAUUUGAGAUUUCUGUGUCCCGGUCCCAGAGUUUCCAUUCAGAAGCAUCUGAGAAAGGAAAGCAGGUGGGCUUGGAGCAGAAAUCAAAAUUCAGCCACCUGCUCUCUACCCAUGAGGAGGAUAACACAGAAGUAUCUGCCUGUGAAGAUUUGGAUGGACCCAGCCAGCUGAAUUAUUCUGAGAAUCUGUCCUACGGUGAAGAUGAUCCCGUUUCUGCCCCUUCCCAGUCCCCAUGUGAGGUGGGGAACACCGGGCACCAUGGUGCAUCUCCCCAAGACACCAAAGUGCCUCACAGCCUCAGUCGCCAGUCUACAGAAGGCAGCUUGGAAUUGGAGACAGCCUUUAAUAACCGGGGGUUUGAAGACUCUUAUGCUACAGACAGCUCCUCCAUGUGGAGCCCAGAGGAACAGGAUGGGGCCAAUUUUCAGGUGCCAACGGGGGUCUUGGAGCCCAUCUCAAAAUGUGGUGACCUGGAUGUCAUCUUUGAAUAUAGAGCUUCCAGCCAGAAGUUCACAGUGACCAUUGUGAGAGCACAGGGUCUUCCCGACAAGGACCGAAGUGGUGUCAACUCCUGGCAAGUUCACGUAGUGCUGCUGCCCAGUAAGAAGCAGAGGGGCAGGACAAGCAUACAGAGAGGCCCCAACCCUGUCUUCAAGGAGAAGGUCACCUUCACCAAGCUGGAGCCCAGAGAUGUGGCUGCCUGCGCUAUCCGCUUCCGUCUGUAUGCUGCCCGCAAGAUGACCCGUGAGAGAAUGAUGGGAGAGAAGCUAUUCCAUCUCAGCCACCUGCACCCAGAAGGGGAAAUGAAAGUGACUCUGGUUCUGGAGCCAAGAAGUAAUAUCAGUAGUGGAGAGUCUCCGCUCAGCCCAUCUGCACUUUCUCACAGUGACACUGCUUCCUCCACGCAGUCGCUUUCUCAUGGAGGGGCCCCGGAGCUGCUGGUGGGGCUGGCCUACAACGCCACAACGGGGCGAUUAUCCGUGGAAAUGAUCAAAGGCAGCCAUUUCCGAAACCUCGCUGUUAAUAGAGCGCCUGAUACAUAUGGAAAGCUCUUCCUUCUCAAUUCUGUGGGUCAAGAGAUGUCCCGCUGUAAGACGUCCAUUCGACGUGGUCAGCCCAAUCCUGUCUACAAGGAGACCUUUGUUUUCCAGGUGGCCCUCUUUCAGCUCUCUGAUGUCACACUGAUGAUUUCCAUUUAUAACAGGCGUACUAUGAAGCGUAAAGAGAUGAUCGGUUGGAUUGCUCUGGGCCAAAACAGUAGCGGAGAAGAGGAACAAGACCAUUGGGAGGAAAUGAAGGAAACCAAAGGGCAGCAAAUAUGCAGAUGGCACACCUUGCUCGAAUCCUAGUUUUGGCAGCAGGAUUUGCAUGUGACAUCUGCCCUGGCGACCAGUGUUUUGACCACUGAUACCAACUCAGCACAGGCUGGUAGGCGUUUUAAAGACAGGCUUACAAUUAGAGUCUACUAAACACUGGGACAAUCUGGGCAGGAUCAUUUGGGUCUCUCAAAGGUUUGAUUUGGAUUCAGAUAUUAUAAUUAAAAAAAAAAAACACAUACAUGGUCAAGUGUACUUUAUGGAAAAUUAACCAUAGUGGAGAACAGUGAUAAUGAGUUAAUUUGUAUUAAUAGAUUAUUGAGUCUGGGUUCAACCUGUGGAAUGAAGCUUCUCGCUGUUUCUGUUUGCUUGAAGAGUAACCUGAGAUCACAAGGGAGCUGGUGAAUCUCACCAUUUGUAACCAGGUAUGUGUAUGAAUCAGAAUUUUGUUAAUAUGGUGCCCAAACCUCCCCACUAUGGAAAUGAAUCUCAUACCAAGGCUCAUAAGAGAGUAUAACUAUCAUCCAUAAGCCCCUUUUUGCAUUUUUCUUUCUAUGAACGAAACUCUUCAUUUAUUUACUUAAAAAUAAAUGUUAUAAACUCAUACGUACAAAACAAAUUUGUAUUCAUUAAAUACCUUUCUUUAUCUUGCUUACAUAUUGUGGUUUCCUGUGAGAUAUGAUUAGAUGAAUCAUGUUUGAAGGUAAAACAGAGUUGAAAAACACUGUUGAAAGACAUCUUGUCUCCUUUUAAUAUGUAAGAUUUCCAACUUGUAAUUUUCAAGGUUUUUAUGCUAUUUUUCUCACCUAAUAAAUUCUUACAGAAUUAGAAGAAACAAACAAAAAACACCUACUUAAGUCAUGGAAUUGUUGAUUUUCUAAAUUGAGAGUUCUCCUUUAGAUUGUACUUUUUCUAUAUUCACUGAUAUAUACUCAUAAAUAUAUUUUGAAUGUACACUUGCAUGUAAACCAUAU
Neogale vison (American mink) is the source of this 2873-nucleotide messenger RNA. It is a transcript of the gene SYT16, whose product is annotated as synaptotagmin 16. The record is from RefSeq and is a predicted model, not a curated record. NCBI's taxonomy places the organism in Eukaryota, Metazoa, Chordata, Mammalia, Carnivora, Mustelidae. The transcript has 6 exons. Bases 7 to 1932 code for a protein of 641 amino acids.